GCCAACUUCAAUAAUAGCUGUUAUCAACUAUUCUAUACCAGUGAUACUAACUUAAAAUGGAUUUUGAACUUGAACCAACUCUUGAAUCUAUCAUCUCUCACGACUCCCUUAAGUGGAUUUUCGUUGGAGGAAAGGGUGGUGUUGGUAAGACCACUACUUCUUCUUCCAUUGCCGUCCAACUUGCCCUCGCAAAGCCAUACGAAGAAUUUCUUCUUAUUUCCACUGAUCCAGCCCAUAACUUGAGUGAUGCCUUUUGUCAAAAGUUUGGUAAGGAUGCUCGUAGAGUGGAAGGAUUGCCUAACUUGUCCUGUAUGGAAAUCGACCCUGAAGCUGCCAUGUCUGACCUUCAACAACAAGCCUCUCAAUACAACAAUGAUCCUAAUGAUCCAUUGAAGAGUAUGAUGAGUGACAUGACUGGGUCUAUUCCAGGUAUUGAUGAAGCAUUAUCCUUCAUGGAAGUUUUGAAGCACAUCAAGAACCAAAAGGGAGAAUCUGCCGAUGGUAGUAUUACCAAUGGUAAGGAAUCUGCUGUACAAUACAAGACCAUUAUCUUUGACACUGCCCCAACAGGUCACACCUUGAGAUUCCUUCAACUUCCUGCUACUUUGGAAAAAUUACUCUCCAAGUUCAAGGAUUUGUCUGGUAAAUUAGGCCCAAUGUUGAGCAUGAUGGGUGGUGGUGGAGCACAACAACAAGAUAUCUUUGAAAAAUUGAAUGAGAUUCAACGUAAUGUGAGUGAAGUCAACGCUCAAUUCACCAACCCAGACUUGACCACCUUUGUGUGUGUAUGUAUUUCUGAAUUCUUGUCACUUUAUGAAACUGAAAGAAUGAUUCAAGAAUUAAUGUCGUACAAUAUGGAUGUCAACUCCAUUGUGGUCAACCAAUUACUUUUCGCAGACCAAGAUGAUUGUAAGCGUUGUGGAUCUAGAUGGAAGAUGCAACGUAAGUACUUAGAUCAAAUGGCUGAGUUGUAUGAAGAUUACCAUUUGAUUAAAAUGCCAUUAUUGGGUACCGAAAUCAGAGGUAUUGAGAAUUUGAAGAAGUUUUCUAGAUUCUUAUUGACUCCAUAUGACCCAAAGAGAGAUGGUUCAUUAGUUUUUGAUUUGGUUGAACAAUAGGAAUAUAGAUAUGUGUAAUUAGCGAUAAUAAAGAUUGGAGA
Messenger RNA from [Candida] anglica, 1159 nucleotides. The record is from the annotation of a GenBank genome assembly. NCBI's taxonomy places the organism in Eukaryota, Fungi, Ascomycota, Pichiomycetes, Serinales, Debaryomycetaceae.